Messenger RNA from Acanthopagrus latus (yellowfin seabream), 4756 nucleotides. It is a transcript of the gene rps6ka1, whose product is annotated as ribosomal protein S6 kinase a, polypeptide 1. Gene Ontology annotation, biological process: protein phosphorylation; intracellular signal transduction; positive regulation of DNA-templated transcription. The transcript has 23 exons. The record is from RefSeq and is a predicted model, not a curated record. The coding region runs from base 687 to 2948 and encodes 753 amino acids. NCBI's taxonomy places the organism in Eukaryota, Metazoa, Chordata, Actinopteri, Spariformes, Sparidae. Gene Ontology annotation, molecular function: ATP binding; magnesium ion binding; ribosomal protein S6 kinase activity.
AUAGCUCGAGUCGGAGCGCGCUCGCUCUCUCUCGUACUACAGGAGCCACACUGAGGUCCUCUGCGCGCAUCGCACACACACCGUGUUCGGGGGAAGCAGGCGGACGCAGCCAAGUCUUGUGUUGGAGAGAGAGAAACCCGCGGGCACAGACGGAGGAAGGAAGAUCCGAUACGGCGUCGAUUGCGAAGACAGCCGGGGACUCUGUCUGAUCCCCCUUUUAGGUUGGCAUCUAGACUCCUGCGCUGCCCUGUUAAAGGAUCGCGCUGCUUUUUUGGGGGGGGCACCGUUCUCUUGUCAAAGCCGAAUCCCGAGUGUUCCGGCGCGCGUAAACACCUGGAAGAAGGACGGAGGAGGUCCGCGUUUUGGCGUCUCCCGCUGGGACUAUCACUUCAAACAAACGCGCAAACAAAGUGACUGAACGACGCCGAAGUCUAAUCAAGGGAUUACAAUUGUUUGUAAAGCUCUUGCAGCGUCCCCUGUCCUCCUCCUCCCCCCCAUGCGAGCGCGUCUUCUCCUCCGAGCGAAUAAGCGCCGAUCGUAAAAAAGAAAAUCUACCUGGACUUCGGACCUGAGCGAAGGAGCUUUUUUUUCUGCGCUUGACAGGAGCGGCGGCGGCGGCGGCACCGACACGACAUCCGAGGCGACCCAAGAAAAUCUGAGGAGGGAAGUGAGAAUCCUGCGAGAAAAUGCCUCUGGCGCAGAUCGCGGAGCCAUGGCCCACGAUGGAACUAGUGCAGCUCGAAACGGAGAACGGGCAGAGCACCACUGAGGAUGGAGUCACGCCUGCUGUCAAGAACCCGUCUCAUAUCACCUGGAUAGAGAAGGAAUUUGCCAAUAUGAAAGUCCAGGAAGAUGGAGACAUCAAGGAGAUCAACAUCACCCAUGUUGUCAAGGAGGGCUCAGAGAAGGCUGACGCUUCUCAGUUUGAACUGCUCAAAGUUUUGGGACAGGGAUCCUUCGGCAAGGUGUUCUUGGUGCGAAAGGUGACCCCUCCCGACGACAACCAGCUCUACGCUAUGAAGGUCCUCAGGAAGGCCACACUCAAAGUGAGAGACCGUGUGAGAACCAAGAUGGAGCGAGACAUCCUGGCAGACGUCAACCAUCCAUUUGUUGUCAAACUGCACUAUGCAUUCCAGACUGAAGGGAAGUUGUACUUGAUCCUGGACUUUCUCAGAGGAGGAGAUCUCUUCACUAGACUCUCCAAAGAGGUGAUGUUCACGGAGGAGGAUGUCAAGUUUUAUCUAGCAGAGCUGGCACUGGGACUGGACCACCUCCAUAGCCUGGGCAUCAUUUACAGGGAUCUGAAACCUGAGAACAUUCUCCUGGAUGAGGAGGGACACAUUAAACUCACCGAUUUCGGUUUGUGUAAAGAAGCCAUUGAUCAUGAGAAGAAAGCGUAUUCCUUCUGUGGUACUGUGGAGUACAUGGCACCGGAGGUUGUGAACAGGCAGGGGCACAUCCACAGCGCCGACUGGUGGUCAUUUGGAGUACUAAUGUUUGAGAUGUUGACAGGAGCGCUGCCAUUUCAAGGGAAGGACCGCAAAGAAACCAUGAACCUGAUUCUGAAGGCGCGGCUGGGAAUGCCUCAGUUCCUGAGCGUCGAGGCCCAGUCUUUGCUCAGGGCUUUGUUCAAGAGGAACCCCGCCAACAGACUGGGAUCUGGUGCUGAUGGCGCAGAGGAGAUAAAACGUCAUGGUUUCUUCUCCACCAUUGACUGGAAUAAACUCUUCAGAAAAGAAAUGAAGCCUCCAUUCAGACCAGCGGUGGCGCGUCCGGAUGACACCUUCUACUUUGACUCUGAGUUCACCUCCCGCACCCCUAAAGACUCCCCCGGCGUGCCACCCAGUGCCGGCGCUCACCAGCUCUUCAGAGGCUUCAGCUUCAUUGCGUCAACUCUGCUGGAGGAGGAAGGUUCAGAGGAGCCGGUCAAGCCUCAGCCGCACCCAGUGGUCCAGCAAUUACACGGGAAGAACGUGCUGUUCAGCGAUGGCUAUGUGCUGAAGGAAGACAUCGGCAUGGGCUCCUUCUCCGUCUGCAAACGAUGUGUCCACAAAGCCACCAACACAGAGUACGCUGUCAAGAUGAUUGACAAGACCAGCACAGACCCCUCUGAGGAGAUCGAGAUUCUGCUUAGAUAUGGACAGCACCCCAACAUCAUAACGCUGAAGGAUGUGUACGACAACAGUAAGCAGGUGUUCCUGGUGACGGAGCUGAUGCGCGGGGGAGAGCUGCUGGAUCGGAUCCUCAAACAGAAGUUCUUUUCGGAGAGGGAGGCCAGCGCUGUGCUUCACACCAUCACCAAGACCGUCGAGUACCUGCACUCACAGGGGGUGGUGCACAGAGACCUGAAGCCCAGCAACAUCCUCUAUGUGGACGAGUCAGGGAACCCGGAGUCUAUCAGGAUCUGUGACUUUGGCUUCGCUAAGCAACUGCGCGCCAACAACGGCCUGCUGAUGACCCCAUGCUACACUGCUAACUUCGUAGCUCCUGAGGUGUUGAAGCGUCAGGGCUAUGAUGAAGGAUGUGACAUCUGGAGUCUGGGAGUCUUGCUGUACACUAUGCUGGCUGGUUUUACUCCUUUUGCCAACGGACCCGAGGACACCCCAAAUGAGAUCCUGAACAGGAUAGGCAACGGCAGCUUCAGUCUGACUGGAGGAAACUGGGACACCGUGUCCGACGCUGCCAAGGACCUUGUGUCCAAGAUGCUUCACGUGGACCCGCAUCAGAGGCUGACUGCCAAGCAGGUCCUCAAACAUACCUGGAUUGUUCAGAGAGACAAACUGCCCAACAGCCAGCUCCCACAUCAUGAUCCCAAACUGGUCAAGGGUGCGAUGGCAGCCACCUACUCCGCCCUGAAGAACUCCCAGCCGACUCCAGAGCUCAAGCCCAUCGAGAGCUCCUUCCUAGCCCAGAGGCGUGUCAAGAAACUUCCCUCCACCUCCCUGUAGAGACACGAAACAACCAAUCAGCUCACUGGAGACUGACUGAAAACCGCACCUCCUGGCUCCAAACCACCCAGUCAGCUUGCUCGGGGACUCGGUGUCCAUCCGCCUCUACCAGCCAAGGAACACCGACUGUGGUCCUGCCCCCGUCUUGUGACAUCAGCUGUCCCGCUCUCACCGUCAUCCUCCUUGUUCGGGCCCGUCAGAUGCUGUCAGCCAAUCUCCUUCUGGACUGGCAUGAGAUCGUGAUGAUUGAUGGGGGUGAUGAGGGCAAAAAAAAUUUAAAAAACAAAAGGGUGCAGGUUUUUGGCAGAUGUAUUAGUGCUGUGUGAGUGUGUGUGCUUGGGUGUGCGUGCGUGCGUGUGUGUGUGAGGGUGAUUGUGCAUGACCUGCAACAGAGUCGAUGCAGCCAUGUUUUUUUGAUUGUGACAACGACAGUUUUCUCCCCUCAUCAUUGCUGUAAUCAGUUGUCAUCCAGCUUGCUGCACGCCUGUCUGUCUGCCUGUUUUUGUUGUCUGUCUUCCUGUUCUUUUUGUAAAGUUGAUGAGCUUUAUAUUACCGGGUGUGCCGCCAAAUCAACCUGUGCUGAGGGCACAAAAACACAGUACUGUCCAACUGCUGUUAAAUGUUUUUUGAAAGAGCAUUAUUAAUAUGAAUAUUAAACAUUUCUGCCAUAAUUGCCUCUUUGGCUUUGGUACAGCCAGAAUAUGUGGAUUCUAGGAAAUGUCAAAUGCUGAUGUUUUGGUUAAUGUCAAUCUACGCUUGUAUUUUGUUUAACGAAGAGUGUGUGUGUAUGAGUGGAUGUGUGUGCGCGUGUGUGUGUCUGUUGCAUGACUUGCAGUGUGUGUGUGUUUGUGUGUGUGUGUGUCUGUGCGUGUACUGUCUUGCGGGAUGCUGCAGGGUCAUGUGCAUGGUCCGGUGAUGUGAUGAUGUCAUGUGGCUUCCUCGUUUCUCUCCUCUCCCUUUUUUUUUUGCUCUGCUUGGUCAACCUGCUGGCAACCAUUUUGAGAUGUCUAUUAAUUUUUUAUUACUACAAAACUAGUAAAAUAGGUGGCUUUCUGUGAAAGAAAACUUGCCCAAGGAACAAUGUGGCAUGUUAAAAAAAUUCUAUAUUUGCUUUGUUUUCUUGUUUAUUUCUUCUUGUUUUUUUUUUCUCUGUCACUGUUUCUUGGAUAAUGCAUAUUGAAUGCUGUUUCCUGUGUUGGCUGCUUUUGUUGUUGAUCGUUUUGUUAUUUUCUUCAUGUCUAAAGGAAGUGGUGAUUUAAAAAUAGUGAAAGAUACGCUGAGCACAUCAGUCUAUGGACUUAACGCCGUACAGGUCUCUCCUUGCACUGUAAAAGGGAGAAAAAGCUGGCUGUGUCUUUAUUCAAGCACUCCAAGACAGCUUCUUUCCCCCUUCUAUCAAAUCACAGGUUUGUGAUCUCUGAAUUUCCUGAUCCUUAAUUUCCUUCAUUAUGACUUCGAUUCAUUUUAUUGACCCAUCCUGAAGAAGAGUACGUGUGUCUCAUUGUAAGUAGCUUCGUGGGCUAGGUCCUUGUUUCAGCUCGGUGCCUGUAAGCCUACAGGUGAGGCAGAAUGUCUUACAUGGAUUACACAUGACAACAGUGUUCACGCGUGGAAGGGGAGACCUUUGCGGCAGAAAAUAAUCAAUGACCCAGCUGUCUUACCUCAAAGGGAUCAAAGUUCUGUUAUAAUUCUUGUUUGGUGGCAAAUCUCUCCCUCCUUUGACUGAAUUUAUGGUAAGAUGUUAUUGUAUGAUAAAGAAGAAGAUUUUUAUAUCUUACAAAUAUUAAAAAUUCAGUUGCUACGACAAA